CCGGGCAGAAAGGCCAAGGGUCCUACACAUUGCCCUUCCCACCGGAGCUCAGAGCCAGCUUGGGUGGCUGUCCCCAUCCCACAAGGGUCACUCACCCAGUGAAUGGCACCGUUCCUGCCAGGGCCAGCAGAAAUCCUGCAGAGCUGGUCCCGAUGUCUGCUACCUAUGUAUCUGCUUCAGAGGCUCACCUGUCAAGAUGUGUCCCCAUACCACUAAGUCUGGCAAGCCCAGCUUGGAUCGCCCCUCAUCCAGGAAGCCCUCCCUGCCUGACCCUCUGCACCCUCUCCUCCCUUGGACUUGGUGCUACUAUUGGAAGUGGUCUCCGUGUCUCCCCAGACCUGACCACAGGCAGCCUGAGCUGGCCUGGCCCUGGGUCCUCCGGGCGACUGACUGUGGUGCACCCUUUCCUCGGAGGCUCAGCCUCUGUCUGCUUGGUGGGGGUCAGUCACUGCUAGCCACUGCCCUUAUGAUCCUGCUCAGUGUCCCACUUCCCUGCCAUGUGAUGGAUCAGUGGCUGUUUGGGGCUCAGCUGGGUCCCCAGUGCCCAGUAUCAGGGCUAACACAGAGACAGAAGCUGCUGGACUCGCUGGCAGAGACCUGGGACUUCUUCUUCAGUGACGUGCUGCCCAUGCUGCAGGCCAUCUUCUACCCGGUGCAGGGCAAGGAGCCGUCGGUGCGCCAGCUGGCCCUGCUGCACUUCCGGAACGCCAUUACCCUCAGUGUGAAGCUAGAGGAUGCGCUGGCCCGGGCCCAUGCCCGCGUGCCCCCUGCCAUCGUGCAGAUGCUGCUGGUGCUGCAGGGGGUACAUGAGUCCAGGGGCGUGACCGAGGACUACCUGCGCCUGGAGAUGCUGGUUCAGAAGGUGGUGUCGCCAUACCUGGGCACCUACGGCCUCCACUCCAGCGAGGGGCCCUUCGCCCAUUCCUGCAUCCUGGAGAAGCGCCUCCUCCGCCGCUCCCGCUCGGGGGACGUGCUGGCCAAGAACCCGGUGGUGCGCUCCAAGAGCUACAACACGCCGCUGUUGAACCCCGUGCAGGAGCACGAGGCGGAGGGCGCAGCGGCCGGCGGCCCCAGCAUCCGCAGGCACUCCGUGUCGGAGAUGACGUCCUGCCCCGAGCCCCAGGGCUUCUCCGACCCGCCCGGCCAGGGCUCUGCCGGGGCCUUCAGGUCCUCCCCAGCACCCCACUCAGGGCCCUGCCCCAGCAGACUCUACCCCACGACCCAGCCCCCUGAGCAGGGCUUGGAUCCCACCCGCAGCUCCCUGCCCCACGCCAGCCCGGAGAACCUGGUGGACCAGAUCCUGGAGUCCGUGGACUCAGAUUCUGAAGGGAUUUUCAUUGACUUUGGCCGGGGCCGGGGCUCUGGCGUGUCCAACUUGGAGGGCUCUGGUGGCCGGCAGAGUGUCGUGUGAGGCCUCACAGCUGGCCUUGAGUUUUUACUGACACGUCCCCAUGUGCGGAGGUGUCCAUGUGGCGCGUGUGUGUGAGACUUUUUUACUCUGUGCCGUCCCGCCAGCCUUGGUGACCUCCUCACUGGCCUCAGUCGGUUUGUGUUUCUGUCUUGGUUGGAAAUACCAUCAGCCUCCUAGGCCCGGCCCAGGUCUGUGUCAGGCGGAUGAGUCAGCGUUACCUGGGGGCCUGGGUCAGGGACAGGGGUCGGCCGCUCGCUCCCACGUUCCUCCUGCCCCAGCCCUCUGGCGUCCACACCUGCCCGCAGAGAAUGUGAAUCUGGUGGGGUCUGCCCACGCCGGGCCCCAGAGUGACCAGACUCCAGCACACCUGUCUCUUCCUGCCUGGGGUGGCCAUGGGGAUGGAAAGGGGUGGAAUAAAACCUGUCGACC
Messenger RNA from Mandrillus leucophaeus (drill), 1840 nucleotides. It is a transcript of the gene PRR5, whose product is annotated as proline rich 5 (renal). Gene Ontology annotation, cellular component: TORC2 complex. Lineage: Eukaryota; Metazoa; Chordata; Mammalia; Primates; Cercopithecidae. Gene Ontology annotation, biological process: TORC2 signaling. The record is from RefSeq and is a predicted model, not a curated record. Bases 197 to 1411 code for a protein of 404 amino acids. The transcript is spliced from 5 exons.